UCAUCAUUGACAAUUUCUGCUGAUGUUUAUUUACAAGACAUGACAGUGUGUUGAAUUCAAUUUAUUGUAUUUAUUUAUUAAAUUUAAAUGUUUUUAACUAUUGAUUCACUAUAAUCUUGUAAUUAGAAACUCUACUGCCGCUAAUGAGUAAUUGUCAUCAUAUUAUGACUGGAAUACCUGCUUAUAAAUCAAUUUCAAUAUGGAAGUUAACCUAUUCAAGUUAUUUGUGUUUGUGCAAUUACUAGGAAGUGUUGUUAAAACUGAUGAUACGGCGCCCAAUUUUUCUUUUGUGACAAGCCUUGUGAAGGAAGAUGACGUAUCAGUACUGGUCUUAUCAACUCUGGAGGGAUCUUUUAUCGGGAUCGACCAGUGGACUGGAAAUGUACGAUGGAAGCUAACAAACGAGCCGACUGUGAAAGUUCCAAUUAGUAAAGAUGCUUCAAUGCCAAUGUUCCUACCAGAUCCCAAAGACGGCUCACUGUAUUUGUUGAGCAAAAAUACAGAAGAACUAAAAAAGUUACCAUUCACGAUUCCUCAACUAGUUGCUUCAUCGCCUUGUCGUAGCAGUGAUGGAAUUUUCUAUACAGGGAGGAAGAUUGACUCGUGGUUUGCUGUGAACUGGAAAACGGGUGCGAAAAAGUCGUUCAUGACUUUCGACCAAUCAGAGAAGACUUGUCCGGUCACCGAGCCUGACCAUGUUUUUAUUGGACGCACUGAAUACAACUUGAUAAUGUAUGAUGGCAAAAAACAGGGUAAACACUGGAACAUCACGUUCUUUGACUACUCUGCCCAGGCGUUGCAAAGUGACCAGUUAGCCAAUUAUGAACUGGCGCACUUCGGCGGCAGCGCCUCGGGCCGCGUUAGUACCUACGACCGCCGCAGCGGCGCGCUGCUGUGGGAACAUGACUUUGGAUCGCCGAUGGUGGCGCUGUACGCGCGCAGCAGUUGCGGCAGAAAUUGUAACUACGGCGGCGGACAGGAUCUGGUGUCUGUUCCGUUUGCUUCAGUGGACGAUGCCACACUAGACAGGCUGCCAAUGUUUCACGGCAGGAAGGAUCAGUUGUCACCGACUCUGUACAUAGGCGAACACAGACAUGGCUUGUAUGCCCUUCCCAGCUUGGUAGGCAGUGAUAGUGCAGCCAUAGGAGUACUGGCUGAGGCCAAGGGAAGUCAUCUGCUCAUAGAUGGACCCCAGUACAACCACACUGACUCCACCAACCGGGCUCUGCUCGUUCUUGCCGGUCACUACCAAAUGCCCGACUACAGCAGCACCCGUCUGCAGAUCACAGGUCGGUCAGACCGCGUCAUCCCUCCCGGUCUGCCAGUCCAGCUGAACGGCACCAAGGGCCCGCCCGCCACCUCGGGCUCUGAUGCGGCCUCCCAGACCCACAUACAACCGGUCCGCUGGCUGGACAGUCUCGAGAACCGGUUGCUUGCCUCUGUCGUCCUAGUGCUCGUCAUAUCCAUGAUCGCCAUGUUCGUCUAUCUCAGAGCUCAGGUGAAAGAGUUCCAACAGCUGUCGGAGAGUGGGUCGCAUUCGCAUGCGAGCAGUACGGCGAGUGAAGCGACCGCCACGGCUGAGGUGCUGGCAGACGGAGUGCGGGUUGGCAAGAUAUCGUUCUCCCCCCAACAUGUGCUCGGCAAGGGCUGUGAGGGCACUUUCGUCUUUCGAGGACAAUUCGACGCCAGAGAUGUGGCCGUGAAACGACUCCUGCCCGACUGUUUCACAUUGGCCGACCGUGAAGUGCGCAUGCUCCGUGAGUCGGACGCUCAUCCCAAUGUGGUGCGCUACUUCUGCACUGAACAGGAUGCUCAGUUCCGCUAUAUUGCACUGGAGCUAUGUGCUGCAACACUACAGGACUAUGUUGAAAGGAAUAGAUUCACCGAUGCAAUUUCUCCCGAAGAGGUUCUGAAGCAGUCAACAGCUGGGCUCAUGCAUUUGCACAAUCUCAACAUUGUGCACCGUGACAUCAAACCGCACAACGUGCUGUUGUCUGCUGGGGGUGCGGGUGGCCAGGGGAAGUCAAGAGUGCGUGCCAUGAUCUCCGACUUUGGACUCUGCAAGAAGCUGCAGCUGGGGCGCACUUCGUUCUCGCGGACUUCCGGGGUGACCGGCACUGAUGGAUGGAUUGCGCCCGAAAUGCUUCUCAAUAAUCGGCCUACGACAUGCUCAGUGGACAUAUUCUCUCUAGGAUGUGUCUUCUACUACGUACUUAGCAAAGGAAAACAUCCGUUCGGAGAUCCACUAAGGAGGCAGGCCAACAUCCUCUCGUCAGAUUAUGAUUUAUCAGCAGUGUCGGGCGAGCAGGAGUGGCGCCCCUGGCGGUCGCUGAUUGAGUUGAUGGUGUUGGCUGAGCCAGGGGAGCGCCCCCCCGUCCACGCAGUCAGCCGCCACCCUGUCUUCUGGGACAAGGCCACUAUUCUCGCUUUCCUACAGGACGUGAGCGACCGUGUGGAGAAGGACGAGCUGGCUGAAAGUGUUCCGUUGCGUGCAUUAGAGUGCGGUGGCCGUUGGCUUGUGUGUGGUGGUGACUGGCAGCUGCGUCUCGACGCCCAGAUGGCCGCCGAACUGCGUCGGUACCGCGCCUACCGCGGUGACAGUGUCAGGGAUCUGCUCAGGGCGCUCCGGAACAAGAAACACCACCUCCGCGAGCUAUCCGAAGAGGCAAAACAGAGCGUCGGUUCUUCGACAGACUCUUUUGUCGACUACUGGCUGAGUCGAUUUCCCGCGCUUUUCGAGCACAGCUGGACGGCAAUGCAGUGUGUCCGCCACGAGCACGUGUUCCGCCACUACUACAGCGAGUUCCAGUUUCCGCCGCUAGGUGGCGCCAGUGGCGACGACGAACAGGACUAUCCGGCGGCUAGAGACAGUACAGCUAAAAGCAGUACGCCGACACAAAAGCGGAAAAGUGGGCGGGCGAAAGGUUGGGCUGGUGGGGGAGGAGUGAAUCGUAGGAAAAACAAUGAAAAUGGUGAUGAUCGUAGGAAAAACAAUGAAAACUGUGAUGAUAGUGGAGUGAAUCGAAGAAAAGCGGGGGAAAUUAGUGAUGAGAGUGAGAGAGAGAAGUGGCGGCAGAGUGGGGAGAAGAACGGGGUGUGGAGGCCAAGACAGAGAGCGAGAAAAAAGAAUGAGGAGGAGGGUGAUAGGAAUGUUGUAUGGGUGUUGCCUUCGACGGAGAAAGUAGAGUAGAGUAGAUUAAGUUAUAUUUGUAUUUUUGAAAAUCACAGUGUAUAGGAGGGAAAUCCCCUAUAUUAAUUUGACCGUUUGAGCUGUGCUCAUUAAAUGCGGUUUAAUACAACCAUAGAGAAACAAUAGCAUAAGUAGAUAUCCCAUGGUAAAGGGCGUUUAUGUCGCAACUUUUACUGUUAUCUCAAACUGAUAGUCCACGUAGUUCGUAGUUCUUUCCUGUGAAGCU
Nilaparvata lugens (brown planthopper) is the source of this 3416-nucleotide messenger RNA. RefSeq names its product serine/threonine-protein kinase/endoribonuclease IRE1 (gene Ire1). Gene Ontology annotation, cellular component: IRE1-TRAF2-ASK1 complex. The record is from RefSeq and is a predicted model, not a curated record. NCBI's taxonomy places the organism in Eukaryota, Metazoa, Arthropoda, Insecta, Hemiptera, Delphacidae. Gene Ontology annotation, molecular function: RNA endonuclease activity; protein serine/threonine kinase activity; ATP binding. Gene Ontology annotation, biological process: intrinsic apoptotic signaling pathway in response to endoplasmic reticulum stress; protein phosphorylation; IRE1-mediated unfolded protein response.